Molecule: messenger RNA, 882 nt
Organism: Anisakis simplex (herring worm)
Lineage: Eukaryota; Metazoa; Nematoda; Chromadorea; Rhabditida; Anisakidae
Source: the annotation of a GenBank genome assembly
AUGCUGGCCUCAAAAUUUUGUAAUGCUUUCUCAGGAUUAGCAAUUGAGCAACAGAGGGGGUUUGCGACGUUGAAGGAUAUUUCGAUAAGGUUGAAAUCUGUGAAGAACAUUCAGAAGAUUACGAAAAGUAUGAAGAUGGUAUCAGCAGCAAAGUAUACUAAAGCUGAACGAGAACUCAAAGGUGCUCGCUCUUAUGGCGAAGGAGCGCAAAAAUUCUACGAAAAUAUUGGAUCGCUAGAAGUUGCAGCUGAUAAACCAAAACAACUUCUGAUUUUGAUAACCUCUGACAGAGGUCUUUGUGGUGCUGUGCACACUUCAAUCGCAAAAGAAGCCAAAAACAUGAUAAAGACAAAGCCGGAAGGUGUAGAUUACAAGCUAGUGCUGAUCGGUGAUAAGGCAAAAGCAUCGUUGGGUCGGUUGUUCGGUAAAGACGUGAUCUUCUCAGCCAACGAAAUCGGGCGUCAACCACCCACUUUUGAGGAUGCAUCUAUUGCUGCUGCUGCCAUCCUCAAUUCGGGCUAUGAAUUCGACCAUGGACAUAUAAUUUACAAUAGAUUCAAGACAGUCGUAUCUUAUUCAACAACAAAAAUGCCACUACUUCCGAGUGAUGCGAUUAAGUCAAACGAUAAACUUUCAACAUACGAUUCAAUUGAUGAUGAUGUUCUCCAAAGCUAUACCGAGUACUCGUUAGCUCAGCUGAUUUAUUAUGCGAUGAAAGAGAGUGCUACCUCUGAGCAAAGCUCACGAAUGACCGCAAUGGAAGGUGCCAGUAAGAAUGCUGGUGAAAUGAUCGAUAAGCUCACAAUGCAGUUCAAUCGAACUCGUCAGUCGGUGAUCACACGUGAAUUGAUCGAAAUCAUCUCUGGUGCAGCUGCCGUUUAG